Messenger RNA from Stylophora pistillata, 2361 nucleotides. RefSeq lists its product as uncharacterized. The record is from RefSeq and is a predicted model, not a curated record. Lineage: Eukaryota; Metazoa; Cnidaria; Anthozoa; Scleractinia; Pocilloporidae.
CAUUUCCAUCAUGGCGGCAAAAUUUGCUUUUCCUUUCACCAAAAUUGUCUCCUCACCUCGACAGUUUGUGAAAAGCGUGCCGUUUAUUACAGAGAAAUUGUUUUUGAAUUCUAGUAGAAACAUAUCUAGUUCCACUUUUUCAUAUUCCCUCUCAGAAACUGUAGAGAAAGUCAAGGAAUCAUUAGCUACGAUUGCCAAUAACAAGCUCCCAAGCAAAACCACCAUUGUGUUUGUAGGAACAGGGCAAUACUACGAUCACAAGACCAACGAGAGAGUGGUUAUAAUAUCUCUUGGAGAAAAUGGAAACUUAGAGCUACCGAUUGUCCUUCAUGAUACCUCCCUUCUUCGCGGUGAAGUUGAUAAACUGGAGAAGGAACUGAACUCUUUAUCAGAUGUGGGUUGUGUUCAUUCUGGCGAGUUAGAUAGUGUACAAGACUCUCCAUGGAAAUUCGGAUUUGCUUGUAAACCAUCAUUUUCCAUCUUCUCGACCUCUGGCUUUUGCUGUCAAUUUUGGCAUUCGAAGAUAGAAGGAAAGUGCUUUAGAAUUUUUGAUGAACAUAUGCAUUUGCAUGAAGAUGUACCUCUUUCAGAAAUAGAGCACAUCCAAGUUGCACUAUCCCCAGAACCAUGGGAGGAGAGGAAACUGCAAUUAAAAAUGAAGAAUGGAGAUUUAGUCAGUGUUUUGGAAGACUCUGGAGAGAACAUCUCCAAUGAAAAUGGUUUGGCUUCCCUUAUGCUAACCACAGAAUGGAUGGUAAAGGCUGCUGGACAUAUGUGUAUAACAGCCAGACAGUUUGGAGCCACCACAGUUUCUUUAAAACUUCCUUCUGUGCUGAGAGCUGAGGUCAAUCCAUGGGUGGCAAUGAGAAACAAAAUAUGGGCAGAGAAAAACAGUGAGAGCUGAGGUCAAUCCGUGGGUGGCAAUGAGAAACAAGGUAUGGGCAGAGAAAAACAGCGAGAACUGAGAACAGGAGGAAUGGGCUCUGUGGGCAGGAGGAAUGGGUUCUGUGGGCACACUCAGGUGGGAUUCAGUUGUUAUACCACCAAUGGGUAAAUAUACAGCAGAAUCACAGCAGGCACAGGUCUUUCACCAAUUACUCAAACUAUUGUUCGAAUCCCGCUCAGGUCUGAAUUGUUUUCAGGUCUUAAUUUCACUAUUGCUUAAAAAGUGCUCCUCACUGCGAAGAUUGUUCUCUUAUGCAUUACUCAAACUAUGUAUAUGACAAAAUUUGAGAAACCAACUGGUUAUUGCUUAUUAUGAUUUCAUAACAAAUAACAAUUUAUUCUGCAAAGUGCACAAUGACAGCAGCAAAGUGCACAGUAACAUGGGCAAAGUGCACAAUAACAUGGGCAAAGUGCACAAUAACAUGGGCAAAGUGCACAAUAAAUAACAUGGGCAAAGAGCACAAUAACGUGGGCAAAUUGCACAAUAACAUGGGCAAAGUGCACAAUAACAUGGGCAAAGUGCACAAUAACAUGGGCAAAGUGCACAAUAACAUGGGCAAAGUGCACAAUAAUAGCAGCAAAGUGCACAAUAACAUCUUGUGACUUUUACUGUCCAAUUACAAGCAUGACUAUUGGUUCUCAAAUUGCACUGGUAAUAACCAAUCAUGUUCAUGAAUUUGUUAUAGUUUUGAUUAAUGCAUGUAGUGAAGGCUGGGCCAUCCUGUUUAAUAUGUAGAUUUGAGUGGCUUGACUUGUCUAGUGUGAUUCUCCUCAAAUUGGCCUAACACUGAAAGAAAAAAUGAGACAAUGGACAGUAAAAAGCAGUCUUUGCUGUAGUUUGUAAUCAGUGGAUAGUAAGUUAAUGUCCUCUUUUUCCACAUGGCCAUCAUUGUUACUAAGGCUGUGCUAUAAGAAAAAUUGGAUGGAGCCCAGUGCUCUGAAACUGUGAAAUCCAGGGUGCCCAGCAUAUGCUUUGUAGGCAAAAACUAAAAUUUUCAAGUCACCCAAGAGCAAAAGUAAGGCGCCAGGUGCCACUGAGCGCUGCUAGAGCACAGCCUUGGUUACAUGUUUGUAUGUGUUUGUACUACAGGGAAAUAACUGUGAUAACAAAGACAGGAAAUACAUGUGGAUGUAACUUUUGAAGGAAGCUGUGUGAUCAAUAUCACAACUUUUCUUGCUGGAGAUACUGAGUGAGUCAUUUCUGAGACUUUACCUUAUUUUAUCUGAAAUAAAAUUAUGCUUUGGUUAUCCCAUAAACUGUAGUUUAUGUUCCACAUCCACAUUCAACCCUUUAACUCCCAUGAGUGACCGAGAAAGAAAUUCUCAUUACAACAUCAGUACAAGUGUUGAGAAUAAAGAAAACCAUCAACAAGGGUAUUUUUAGUUGAUCCAAUACCAAAUUCUCCAAACUUACAU